ACAUCCAUACGUACUACGACUAGCAUUAUAUGUACCGUACUGAGUGAGAUCUGAGAUCGAGUCCAUGGACAAUGAUGUUGUUAGACGGGAUGCUGUGAUGCAUUAACCUUUCGCCCGCCAUUGCCCAACAAGACCCAAGAGAAGGAGGAGAUUGAGCAUGGGGAGAAAGCUCCUCCUGAAUUAGCAACUCCAGCUGGCUAGUCUUCAAGGAGGAUGUCUCACUCUCUUGACGAUCCUGGAAGAGUCCACAUGGCGUAGGAAGUGCUUCAAAGAGGUCGAUCCAUACCUGGUUUAAAAUGUCCAUCUAUUGACCCAAACAGCCUUAUCCUUUCACACGUGGUCCUAGUUCCGCCUGGAGAAUAAAUCUCAAAAGACAGCGUUGACACACUUCAGGCCCAGUUCAUCAAUCAGGACAAUGGGAUCAGUGUUCCGUGGAGAUAAGGCCGGGCACUCUUUGUUGCCUCCAGGCCUAGUGGUUCAUGAAAAGGACGCCCAUUUCGACCAUGAUCCAACGGCGGCGGAUCAUGGUACCGAUGUCUUGUACAGAAUUGAAAAAUCCGAUUCCGUGGGUCGAUACAUGGUGGCCUCGCGUGACAUUUUUCCGGGGGAAGUGAUCUUCACCGAUCAACCAGCUUGUGUAGGUCCUGACAAUAGCUCAAAACCCAUGUGUUUGGGAUGCUUCAGUAAAGUCAAUGGGUCCUACAAAUGCCCCGGCUGCAAAUGGCCCAUGUGCAGAGAGUCCUGUACAAGAAUACCAGCCCAUCGCGCCGAGUGCGCCAUUUUCCAAUCGCGAAAAGCCGUGGUCAACGUGCCGUGGUUUGACAAGCCUUGUGCCUACUACGAUGCCAUCCUGCCCAUGAGGAUCCUGUUCCUGAAAUGGUAUAAUCCCAAAGUGUACCGUCUGGUCACACUUCUCAUGGACCACAACGACCACUUAGAUGAGGUGAGCGCGAAACAUCGGAAAAGGGUGAUCGACUUCAUCCUCAAGACUUGUCGGCUUAGCAAGGACUUCACGGAAGAGGAGGUCAACCAUGUGCUGGGGAUAUUGACCGUCAACUCAUUUGUGGUCCAUGAUCACGAAGAGGACAACUUGGAUCUCAUUGGUCUGUAUCCUUGGACCUCGCUGAUGUCUCACCAUUGCAUCGCCAACACCAAGAUCACCACAAGGGAGGACUUCUCCUACGUGUGCCAAGCCACCACCCUCAUCCACGAGGGCCAAGAGAUCGUGACCAGCUACCACCACUACCACUACCAACUGUACGGGACCUCCUAUCGCCGACGAGACCUGAAGGGUACGUGGAGUUUCGAGUGCAUCUGCAAGCGUUGCCAAGACCCUACAGAGUCAGGAACCCUGGUGUCAGGAGUCUUCUGCGAUUCCUGCCGCGAUGGAUACCUACUACCAACUCACUCCACGGACUUUGAAAGCCCGUGGCGCUGCCAGAACUGCUUUAUCCAGUUGAAGAGUGCCGACAUUGAAGCCAAGGUCAAGAAAUUUGAGGAUGAAAUCGAUGAAAUCAAGGGCACUGACGUUGAAGGUUAUGAGAAGCUGUUGCGCCGGAUGAAAUAUGCCUUGCAUGAGAACCACUAUUGGAUCUUGGAUGUGAAACGAAGACUUAUCGACAUUUGGGGGAAUAAGCCGGGGUUUGAAACGUACAAGUUGUCCAAGGAAGUGCUCGAAAAGAAAAUUGAAUAUUGUGAUCAAUUACUCGAGAUGACCGCCAAACUGAGCCCAGGACCAUCCGAGCUUCGGGGCUACCUUCUGUGGCAAUCCCAUGGUGCUCAACUACGUUUGACUCAAUGGAAAUGGAUCCGGAUGCGGAUCAACACCAUUCAGUACUUGGAACAGUUGCUCAAGCUCACUGAUCGCUUGAAGGAGGUCGUCACGAUCCUGGGGCCUAUUCGGCAGGACUCCGAUGAAGGCCAAAUGGGCCUAAGUGCCAAGGAAGAACUGCAAACGUUGGAAAGGCUCAUCUUUGAAAUGUCCAAGCAUAGGGACACAAUCUUGGCGUCAAACAAGCAUCCGCUUUCUCGACUAGGGUCGGCCGGAGCCGGCUCCUCCCGGGAUUCGAGCAUUGAAGACAGUCACCGACUCCAACGAAGGAAAUCAAUUUGUUUGUAACCAUGAAAAAACCAACAAUGGUGCCUUGCUGGCGCAUAUCUCGAUGGACAGACAAGUAACUCAUGGAUUGACUUGACCCCUGACAAUAAUAAGUACACGAAAACAGUGAAAGUGUACUUUCAUUGGAUUCGUUUCUCUACGUC
Molecule: messenger RNA, 2262 nt
Organism: Tigriopus californicus
Lineage: Eukaryota; Metazoa; Arthropoda; Copepoda; Harpacticoida; Harpacticidae
Product: SET domain-containing protein SmydA-8-like
Exons: 5
Coding region: 416-2119 (567 amino acids)
Source: RefSeq, a predicted model, not a curated record